AAGGCAGCAUUAAACCUCUGGUUGUCUACGCAUGCCGUGACGUAGGCACGCACGUAAACAUUUUGUAACUAAUCAUGGCGGCACCAUUGGUCAGGAUUUUCUCAAAGUCGUGCAGGAAUAUCUCUCGACCAUGGGGUGCAUGUCAGGCUGGAUGGAGGAGCAGGUCAUCCAAUCCUGCCUCAGAUGUGUCCUCAGACAAAGCAGUUGGUGUGGUCUCCUUUCCUCCACUGCAGACAUUUUCAGAGGAGGAGAGCAUGAUGAGGGAAGCAGUAAAGAAAUAUGCCCAGGAGCGCAUUGCUCCAUUUGUGUCAAAGAUGGAUGAGAACUCUGCCAUGGACGAGGAAGUGAUCACAUCUCUUUUUGAACAGGGUCUCAUGGGCAUCGAGAUUGACCCCGAGUACAACGGCACUGGCUCCACCUUCUUCUCCUCCAUUCUGGUCAUUGAGGAGCUGGCGAAGGUGGACGCCUCCAUCUCUGUGCUCUGUGACGUCCAGAACACGCUGAUCAACACGCUGUUCAUCAAACUGGGUACAACAGCUCAGAAAGAGCAGUACCUCAGCCGACUGUCAACCGACAUGGUUGGAAGCUUCUGCCUCUCUGAAGCAGAGUCGGGGAGUGAUGCCUUCUCUCUGAAGACGCGUGCUGAGAAACACAAAGACUAUUACGUCAUCAACGGAUCCAAGAUGUGGAUCAGUAAUGCAGAGCAUGCAGGUGUUUUCCUCGUGAUGGCAAAUGUCGACCCCUCUUCUGGAUACAAAGGCAUCACCUGCUUCAUCGUGGACCGGGACACGGAGGGUCUUGAGAUCGGCAAGAAGGAGAACAAGCUCGGUCUGCGUGCGUCCUCCACCUGCCCGCUCAACUUCGAUAACGUCAAGGUACCAGAGAAGAACAUUUUGGGCCAGGUCGGUCAGGGGUACAAGUAUGCCAUCGGGAUGUUGAAUGAGGGGAGGAUUGGAAUUGCUGCUCAGAUGAUCGGGCUGGCACAGGGCUGCUUUGACCACACUAUUGCUUACACCAGGCAGAGAGUCCAGUUUGGACAACGCAUCUUUGACUUCCAGGGCAUGCAGCACCAAAUAGCGCACGUGGCAUCGCAGAUCGAAGCUGGUCGGCUGCUGACCUACAACGCGGCUCGUCUGAAGGAAGCUGGGCGACCUUUCAUCAAGGAGGCCUGCAUGGCGAAAUACUUCGCUGGAGAGGUUGCAACCCUAACCACAUCUAAAUGCCUGGAAUGGAUGGGAGGGGUCGGCUUCACCAAAGACUACCCCAUAGAGAAAUACUACAGAGACUGUAAAAUUGGCACCAUUUAUGAGGGAACAACAAAUAUUCAGCUGUCUACGAUCGCCAAGUUCAUUGAUAAAGAGUAUGAUCACUGACACCAUCGGACUGGAGCCUGAUGGAUCCCAAACCUGUGUUACCCUCCAUAUUCUUCCCCUCAAAUGACUGAGUGCAUUGCUGUAGAUCUGCAUUCAUGUUUCUAGAGUUUUGUUGCAGUUAUAGAUGUGUGUGACCGAUAUCACCAAUGUGUUCUCUUGUUAAGUGAUUCACACUACUGAUGUUAUUGAUGGUGGAGGUACAUUUCUUCAGUUUUUGGUUUAAAGUUGAUGGUACAACGAUGAUUUCUUUGUAUUGCUGUCAAUCAGACUUUUCCAAAAGUCUCGGAGUAACAACAUUUUUGUAGAGCUGUAUCGCUUCCCUCUUGUUCACUGUUUCUUCUUCUGCUUAUUGAGAUAUGGUGAUUAAUCAUAACAGCACAGCAUAACUGAUAUAUACGUUUCAAGAUGAGAAUCUUGAAAGAUAUUGAUUGGGAUUUUCUUUGAAUUUUUCCAGUGCCUUCCGGGUCGGCUAUAUGACCUGAGCUCAAUCACUUCAUAGUGUGUUGCUUACGCAGGCUCUCAAAUAGGUGAAUUCUAACAUGUUUAUAUCUUUAUAAGCUCCAUUAAUCCCUUAUUUCUGUAGAGUUCCUUAUUUGGGGAAAUGUGAAAAUUAUGUUGCAUCAUAUCAAGAAAUAUUCAGUAUUGAUUAAUAUAUUAAUAACUUUGGCAAUACCAAUAAAUAUGAUAGUGCAAUUGGCCGGCUUUCUUUGUGACUGAGGCGGAUUAAUACUUCACCCUGUCACUAGAUGGCAGCAUUCUCCAUUGACAGCAGCCCUUUGAGUUGAGACAGCUUCUCACUGAGACUCGUCCUGCCAAGUCGUUUACCAGCCUGUCACCUCUAAUGACAUUUUAUAUCAGUUUAAUUAUGCCCAUGCUUCAGAUGAAAAGGACCUGGCUUGCAUAAUCGACUCACUGAUAAUUGUUCAGGUGAGAUUGAUAACAACCCCACUGCCUGUGCUGUGUACAAUGAGGUCUGUUGUUGUACAUGACACACAGGCUGUGUUGUAGAUGAUUAUAUGUAUUAACAGGGAUGAAAACUGUCGCAAUGGAGAUUGUCACAAUUGUCAUUUAUAUAGAAUGUCAGAUCUCCAUGAAGUUAUGGAGAAGAUUUGUUAUUACAUUAAUGAAACUUUAUUUUAACAGAAAAAUAACAAAGCUUCCUUUCUCCUUCGUGGCCAGACAACUAUAUAUUAUAUACUAUUCAAAACGGAGAGAUGGGGAAAUGGUAUACUAGAAGACAAAAAGAGUUAAAUUCAAAUGUUCCUUUUGUAAAAUACUUCCUGACAAAAAUAUAUCUAGAUACCUAACUUAAUUCUAUUUAGAAUUGUUACCAUAAUAUGAUAUAUUCAUGCAGUGUUACCUGUUGACACCAGAUCAAACACAACGGAUAUUAUAAAUAGUAUCAUUUAGGCGUGGGGCAUCACGGAUACAAAAACUCCAACAUGAGGAGAGUUAGUCUUGGCGGGUGGCGUAAUUAGAUGAUGAACAUGACGGGUUCAAAUUAAAUGAACACGGAUGGAGAACAACAUGUUACUAACAUCAGCAUAAAGUAUGAGUAAAAUGACAACAAUUAAAAACCAA
Molecule: messenger RNA, 2954 nt
Organism: Pseudoliparis swirei
Lineage: Eukaryota; Metazoa; Chordata; Actinopteri; Perciformes; Liparidae
Gene: acadsb
Product: acyl-CoA dehydrogenase short/branched chain
Exons: 11
Coding region: 75-1373 (432 amino acids)
Cellular component (GO): mitochondrion
Molecular function (GO): flavin adenine dinucleotide binding; acyl-CoA dehydrogenase activity
Source: RefSeq, a predicted model, not a curated record